Microcebus murinus (gray mouse lemur) is the source of this 3256-nucleotide messenger RNA. RefSeq names its product scavenger receptor class A member 3 (gene SCARA3). The record is from RefSeq and is a predicted model, not a curated record. NCBI's taxonomy places the organism in Eukaryota, Metazoa, Chordata, Mammalia, Primates, Cheirogaleidae.
GGCCGCGGGCGGCGCGUAGGGCGGCGACGGGCGCCCGAGGACCUGCCGGCGGCUCCAGCGCAGCUCCAGCGCCCGCGGCCGCCCGAGGCCGGCAGGAGGGACGAUGAAAGUGAGGUCAGCCGGCGGCGACGGAGAUGCCUUGUGCGUCACAGAAGAGGAACUGGCUGGUGAAGAGGAGGACAUGCCAACCUUCCCGUGCACCCAGGAGGGCCGGCCAGGGCCCCGCUGCAGCCGCUGCCAGAGGAACCUGUCCUUGCACACGUCCGUGCGGAUCCUUUACCUCUUCCUGGCCCUGCUCCUGGUGGCCGUGGCCGUGCUGGCCUCUCUGGUGUUCAGGAAGGUGGACGCUCUCUCGGAAGACAUCUCCUUGGCCCAGGCCGUAUAUGACAAGAAGCUUGUGUCGAUGCAGGAGAAUCUCCAGGGACUGGAUCCAAAAGCCCUGAACAACUGCUCUUUCUGCCACGAAGCCAGACAGCUGGGGCCAGAGAUCCGAAAACUGCAGGAGGAGCUGGAGGGAAUUCAGAAGAAGCUUCUAGCCCAGGAGGUGCAGCUGGACCAGACCUCUCAGGCCCAUGAACUGCUCUCCAGCACCAGCAGGCAAAUCUCCCAGGAGAUGGGCAGCUGCUCCUUCUCCAUCCACCAGGUCAACCAGUCUCUGGGGCUCUUCCUGACCCAGGUGAGAGGUUGGCAGGCCACCACUGCUGGCCUGGACCUCUCUCUGAAGGACCUCACCCAGGAGUGCUAUGACGCCAAGGCUGCGGUGCACCAGAUCAACUUCACGGUGGGGCAGACUUCCGAGUGGAUCCACGGAAUCCAGCGAAAGACGGAUGAGGAGACCCUGACCCUGCAGAAGAUUGUCACCGACUGGCAGAACUACACCCGGCUCUUCAGCGGCCUGCGCACCACCUCCACCAAGACCGGGGAGGUGGUCAAGAGCAUCCAAGCCUCCCUGGGGGCCUCGUCCCAACGCAUCAGCCAGAACGCCGAGAGCAUGCACGACCUGGUGCUGCAGGUCAUGGGCUUGCAGCUGCAGCUGGAUAACAUCUCGUCCUUCCUGGACGACCACGAGGAGAACAUGCACGACCUCCAGUACCACACCCGCUACGCCCAGAACCGCACCGUGGAGAGGUUCGAGUCGCUGGAAGGGCGCAUGGCGUCUCACGAGAUCGAAAUCGGCACCAUCUUCACCAACAUCAAUGCCACCGACAACCACGUGCACAGCAUGCUCAAGUACCUGGACGACGUGCGGCUCUCCUGCACGCUGGGCUUCCACAGCCACGCCGAGGAGCUCUACUACCUGAACAAGUCGGUCUCCCUCAUGCUGGGCACCACGGACCUGCUCCGGGAGCGCUUCGGGCUGCUCAGCGCCCGGCUGGACCUCAAUGUGCGGAACCUCUCCAUGAUCGUGGAGGAGAUGAAGGCCGUGGACACGCAGCACGGAGAGAUCCUCCGCAACGUCACCGUCCUCCGAGGUGCCCCCGGCCCUCCAGGACCAAGAGGAGUCAAAGGAGACGGGGGCGUGAAAGGGCCUGCUGGCAGCCGAGGACCCAAAGGAGACCCGGGCAGCUUGGGCCCCCCAGGACCCCAGGGCCCUCAGGGGAAUCCCGGAGAAGCUGGACCUGUGGGAGAAAGGGGACCGGUUGGCCCUCGAGGGUUCCCGGGCCUCAAAGGCUUAAAGGGCAGCUUUGGAAAUGGAGGCCCGAGGGGACAGCCAGGCCCCAAAGGGGAUGUGGGGCCCCCAGGGCCAGAGGGGCCCCCAGGAUCUCCAGGGCCAGAGGGGCCUCAGGGAAAACCAGGGAUCGCAGGGAAGACAGGGUCUCCAGGCCAGCGGGGGGCCAUGGGCCCUAAGGGUGAACCAGGGAUCCAGGGGCCCCCCGGCCUCCCGGGGCCCCCAGGCCCACCAGGAAGCCAGAGCUCCUACUGAGGAGGGUCCCUGGACCGGACACUGCCACACAGAAUGCCAAAGGGGGCUCAGGGUAGCGGGAGCUCCCCAAGAAAACGUCUCCUACAGAUAGUUGUGGUCCUUUGAUUCUGAAGAGGGGUCUCCCAGGGCUGACCCUACAGCUGUGGGCUCCCCCAUAGUGACCGUGCCAUAGGAAAGCAGCCCCCUCCACGCACACGCACACGCACACGCACACUGCCUUGCUGGCUGGGGGGCUGGGCAGGAGGAGAAGGCAGAAGAAGGCCCCCUCUCCUGUGACUGAGCCUGCUGGGGAGGUGGCUACCUCGGGGGGAAUGUCUCGGGUCUGUCUCUGAACGUGACCGGCUCUGUCACACCCAGCAGCGUCCUGGGGCUCCCUGUGGUUGACAAGACCCAAGGAGACCUCUGCAGGGUGUUGUGGUCAAAACUCCAGAGAUAAGGCGGAUCUGGCAACCUCAUGACCCUCCCCAUCCUGGUGGAGACAGAGUCCUUGGGAAGCUACCCCACCUCCCACCGUGGGCCUGGGAAGUGCAACAUGUUCUCUUCACGUGUCCAGAAAAUUCCUCUUUUCAUCCUCACCUCUGCCUCUCAGGAACGGCCUGGAUGGAAUCCAAGCAGGAGUUUUAUCAUCAUGGGGUGACCCUGCAGGCCCCAGAACAUUCUGCCUGCAUGGUCCCCAGCACACAGGGAGCCCCAGGCGGGACACAGAGGCGGGCGAGAAGGUUCUCUCUGCACAGCUGCCUCCCUUGCCGCCCUUCCCCAGGCUGGGCUGCCCCGUUCCCCGAGGGGGCUCCUCUAGGGUGGCAGGAAGACCAGGCCGCAGGAGGGCCGACCUCUCAGAACAGGGCGACUCUCCUGCCCAUGGGCACACGCUGACCUCGUCCCACGAGGACCCAGAAUGGCCCAGAGGGUGUCCGUGUCAGCAGCCAGCUGGACUAGGAGUGGGAGGGGCCUGGACACCCACGAGAGGCCCCCCUCUGCCAUCACCCCUCGGCCCCGGCCAACUUCCUGUGCACACUGGCUGAAAGGGGCGCUGGGAAGUCACCCUGCAGGCUGGAGGUCUCCCACUGGCUACACUCGCUGUAACCUGCCUGCCUUUAUGUUCAAACCGAUUCAGACCAGCCCUGGGCUGGGGGCGUGGAGCUGUCUCCUCCCCAACACGGACUCAGAGACCAGCCCUUCCCCGCUCAAAGCCUUUCUGUCCCCUUCCUUACUGUCCUGGACGUGCAACUGGCUUGCACUGCCUGCCCGCCCCACGGCUGUGUAACUCCCGUCUACAUACGAUAAUAUCACGCGACAUAGUAUUACUGACUCAGUAAAGAGCUGUUUCCAGGA